AUGGUAGCUUCGCACAAGGUUGCCGUCGUCAUCUACCCUCCGCCUGUCAACCCUGAACUCUACAAGCCCUUUGACGAAGAGUUCGAUCGUACAGUUGACCGGAUUCUGUCCGAGGAGGCGAGCAUCGAGGAGGCGAGAGAACAGGAGAAAAGUGAUGAGAACUUGGAUUUUGGGAUCGGUGCCGUGGAUGAUGAGUCCACUGGCCUGAGUACUCGUAGUUUGAGGAAUACCAAGAAGUCGCCGUAUUUCCCUCCGCCUGUCACCGAAACCACCUACUUCCCCACCGAAGAGAAACAUUCGAAACGGAAAUACUCGAAAGGGAAAGAUUCUAAAGGGAAGAGGUCUCCGGAAGUCCAGCGGUCAAUUACCGGGAUGGAUGUUGACAACCAUGUCCCAGAAGUCCUGCACCAGAGUAUGGGUGGAAAUCCUAUGAAUGGCACCGACGACCACAUUCCUUUGCCGGCAUUUACCCCAAAUGCUCCAGAUGGAGCUGUUGAGGCCGAAGCACCAGAAGAAGACAUCCUUUUCGCAUCGCUGGAGUCCCCUCAGCGGGAUGAUCUACUUCAUUUCAUCGCGUCCCACCCAUUCAUGCACCAACCGCAGCCUGCCCGCCGAUCUGCUCGUCGGCAAUUCACCGAUCAAAUACGCAAUGAGGCGAUGCAGCUUGGGAUGGACAAGGAGUCAGCCAACGGCCUGAUCCAGUAUGUACGACAGCUCUAUUUGGGCAUCCAUGGCAUCGAGUCUACUGCGGACUUCGAUAACGUGGAAGGCUCUACCUUUGGAGAUGAAGUCGACGACGAGAGCGAACGAUAUGCCUGCGGUUCACGCCGUAAGAACCGCAAGAGGAGUGUCGAUGACCAUGGUGAACACGCCAAGCCUAAGAAGAAGAGCAAGAGGCGUUCCUCAAGCGAUUCGAAGGCGCAGCCAUGGGCAGCCCCACAAAAUGGCCACGAAGCCGUAGUCGUUGAUCUCUCGGAUAUUUUCAAAUCCAAUUUGAAUGGAUAUUCCGACGUGGACGAACGAAUAGCAGUCGAUCCUGUUUCGCAAAAGGCUGCCAAUAUCGAGAAGACGCUUGAUGCCGAAAAGGGCACGGAUGCCGUUGACUCUCCACCCCAGUACGAAGAGUGGACUGGGUUUGAGGAAGAGCAGCAGCCAGUUGACACGGGCACCGACUUGCUGGUUGUUGAUAUAAGCAACGGGAAUGGUGUUUCGCAUGAUCCACCCCAGGACCAGACCCUGCCAUCUGCCUUGAAGGGGCCCAUUUCGGAGCCGCAAUCACAUGAGCAGGAGAGCGUCGAUCACGCCCGGGAACAAGCGAAAAAAGAGAAAAACAGGAAGAAACGAGCGCGUAACAAGGAUCGCAGAAAUCGAAGACACCGAGAGAGUCUUCAGUCAGCUCCAGGAUCGCCUCCCUCUCAUCCCGAACCUGAAGCCCAGCUUCAGCCGUCGACUCCAGUGUCGAAGAGUGCCAGUCCACGAAAGUCCUUUCUCUCCCCCGACCCAUCCCAGUGGGAUGUGGAUUUUUGA
Molecule: messenger RNA, 1527 nt
Organism: Penicillium alfredii
Lineage: Eukaryota; Fungi; Ascomycota; Eurotiomycetes; Eurotiales; Aspergillaceae
Exons: 1
Coding region: 1-1527 (508 amino acids)
Source: RefSeq, a predicted model, not a curated record